Molecule: messenger RNA, 750 nt
Organism: Fusarium pseudograminearum CS3096
Lineage: Eukaryota; Fungi; Ascomycota; Sordariomycetes; Hypocreales; Nectriaceae
Exons: 6
Coding region: 1-750 (249 amino acids)
Biological process (GO): chromatin organization; negative regulation of transcription by RNA polymerase II
Cellular component (GO): nucleus; pericentric heterochromatin
Molecular function (GO): chromatin binding
Source: RefSeq, a predicted model, not a curated record
AUGCCACCCGCUCUGAGUGAAGAAGAAAACUCCGAUCUUGAGGAGUUCACCACACCUCCACACGCGACUCGCAAGAAGUCGACAUCAGCCGUGGUGUCUGAGAAGUUUGAAGACACCAAGCCAGAAGACGGUUCGGAGGAAGAGCUAGAUGAGGAUGAGGACGAUGACGAGGACUUGGACGAGGACGUAUUCGUUGUCGAAGCGAUCAAAAAGCAUCUCAUUGACGAGGAUGGUAGUCUGAAGUUCCAAGUCAAGUGGGAAGGAUACGAUGCCAAAAAAGACCUGACCUGGGAACCCGAGGACAACCUCCGUGAAUCGGCUCAAGAGAUCCUGGACAAAUAUUUCAACAAGCUCGGAGGCCGAGAGAAACUUUUUGAGGAGACGGAAACCGCGUCCAAAACGAAGAAACGCCGCCGAACUACGAACGGCACUCCCAACACCACUGUUUCAACAACAAAGCGAUCUCGACGUGAUGCGCAUCCGGCCAAUUCUACACCUCCUGCCACAUCCAAGCAAUGGAGUCCACCCGUGGGCUCAUGGGAGGAUGAGAUUGAAUCGAUCGAGCUCGAAGAGGACGAAAGCAUCGGCAAGAUUAUCGUUUAUCUGAGAUGGAAGAACGGCAAGAAGACCAAACACGACACGGAUGUGGUUUACAGGAAAUGCCCACAGAAGAUGCUUCGUUUCUACGAAAGCCACCUCAAGAUCGAUAGAGGCGAGAACAGGGAGGUUACCGAAGGAGCUGAGAACUAG